AUGAUGGCGGCGACUGGCGGACGAGACGCUGUCACCGUAGAUGAUGACAUCACGCCMCGACGGAAGACAAAGUCCAGUCCUACUAACAAGAGGACCCGAACCGGAUGCCUGAACUGUCGACGCAAGCGACGAAAAUGUGAUGAGACCAAGCCGACGUGUGAGGGAUGUCAAUCCAGAUCAGAACGAUGCGAAURGGGCGUCAAAGUCAGCUUUAGACCGGAGCAUGCCUCCACCAUCAGACUGGACCAUCCUUCAAUGCGACACGGCGCUAGUUCUGUUCGAAACUCUGGCUACAAGAUAAUAGACGUCACGUCAGAAGUGAUCCGAGACUAUCUCGAGGAGUCGGUCAAUGAUUCUAUGGAUGAUGUCCAGACUAUUGAUGCAACACCUUCCACCAGCACCUCCCGACUCGUGCUCGAUGAGGCAGAAUCUGGCCACGACAUACCGCUGGACAUAUUCACGGCACUCAACGGUCAAAGCAGACCUCUAAGUACCCAUCCAGAGGUACUUGCAGAUCCUAAUGUAGAUGUAUCAGACCUUUUCUUGUCGCCACCACAUAGCGAUCCGGCCUUUGAAGAUGGCAUUUUCCUCCCAGGAUCGCAAUAUCAGGAACUACAUGCCACCCUCCGAAGUCGGAUAAUAGACACUGCGAAAUCCACGGUACCGUCUCGUAUUGGGUCUCCGGACACCCCGCCUGAUUCAGUAGACUCAGAUGUCGCCCCAACUCACAGCACAGAAGACGAAGAAUUCCGAAGAUUAGCUCAUCUAUCCCUUGAGCAGGAAUUCGUUCUUUGGCAGAAUUACAUCGAUGAAGUCGCUGGCUGGAUGGAUAAGUUCGACAUCAAUCGACAUUUCGAACUCGUUCUACCCAUCAUGGCGAAGUCCCAUCCGCAUCUACGCUACUCACUGCUUGCACUCUCGGCUGCUCAAAUGGAGCGUAAAGCUCAAGCAACGGACAAUUCACGUAGUCUGGCGCUAUACCAACAUGCGAUUCACCUCCUUUCUCCUCUUCUCCAACAGCGAACGACGACCGUGCUGGCUUCUUGUGUUGUACUGUGUGUGCUCGAGAUGAUGAGUUGCUCACCAAAAGCAUGGCGCAGACAUUUGGACGGUUGUGCUGCAUUGAUACAAGCUUUGGGUGUUUCCGGGAGCUGUGGCGGGCUGGAGCAGGCCCUCUUUUGGUGUUUUGCGAGGAUGGACCUUUGGGGAGGUCUAAUAUCGAAUGAGAAGACUCUCAUUCCGAUGCACAACUGGGUUGGUGGAAGCAGUAUUGUUGAAGAUGUUGCGCUUCUUGCGAACUCACAAGGCAAUUAUGACAUGUACGCGAAUCAUGUGGUGUAUCUCUGCGGUCAAGUUAUUGACCUUCUAUGCUCGUCGGGAAAGUGGGAGCAGCGGCGUCGUACGCACACAGGGAUAAUGGACAGUAUCGAGUACAACCACCAAUGGUCGAGACUGUUUGAACUCCUGGAUCGAUGGUAUCUAAAUCGACCUGAAGAGAUGACAGCGCUUCUAACAGUCCCCUCCCUACCCGGCGACGAAGCAAGGCCCUUCCAUACAUUGCUAUAUGGCAAUGGUCCCGCGACAUCAGGCAAUCAGAUGUACCACACCGCUGCUUUAUUGAUGCUGAAGUACAAACCCUCCCACGUCCAAUUCGCGAAGAAGCCGCCAUCCAUGCUCUGGCAUGCCAGACAAGUUUGCGCAAUCAGUUUUUCGAAUCGACAUCAUGGUUGUUGGACGAAUAGUAUACAGCCUUUGUGGCUCGCGGGUCAGCACAUGAGCCAUCCGAGUGAGCAUAGGGCGAUUCUAGACAUUUAUGAGCGGAUCGAGAGGGAGAUUGGAUGGGCCACGAAAUGGCGAGCUGAUGAUUUGAAGGAGUAUUGGGGAGAAGAGGACUCGUUCGCCGUGUGA
Ramularia collo-cygni is the source of this 1908-nucleotide messenger RNA. Its product is annotated as related to C6 transcription factor. The transcript has 6 exons. The coding region runs from base 1 to 1908 and encodes 635 amino acids. Gene Ontology annotation, molecular function: zinc ion binding; transcription cis-regulatory region binding; DNA-binding transcription factor activity, RNA polymerase II-specific. NCBI's taxonomy places the organism in Eukaryota, Fungi, Ascomycota, Dothideomycetes, Mycosphaerellales, Mycosphaerellaceae. Gene Ontology annotation, cellular component: nucleus. The record is from RefSeq and is a predicted model, not a curated record. Gene Ontology annotation, biological process: positive regulation of transcription by RNA polymerase II.